CGCGGACCCUCGCACAGAAUCGCAGCCGACAGUCAUCUUAAUCAUCUCUUACACUCUUUCAUUGCCCAUCAACACCAUCGUCCCCCUGCAGCCACUCUCGAUCGUCCCGCAAUCCACUUCUAGGCUUCCCUUUCUUCCCGCGUUCCUUCCCCACUCCUCCUUCUUGUUCCUGCUUUCUCCCUUCCGUAGUGCUGCCAAAGUAGCCAGCUAGCUAGACAGCCGACCAACCAGCUCGCCGCAAGCUGCAUCCACCUUUCGUAGCAUCUGCAACCAUGGCACAACACACAUCCCUCCCCAUGCAAUCCCUCUCCGUUGAUGGCAAGAACGGACUGGGUGGAGAUGAAAAGUACCAGCACGAUCCUAUCAACGGACAUGCUCGCCCGUCCGUCGGAACCCCCGGUCUCAGCGGAAUGGGACAAUCCACCUCGGGUCCUUCGGCUCACUCUUCCGGUAUCUUGCCUGGAGGUGGGGGAAAGGGAGAGAAGAAGAAGGUCCACCCUGCCGUCAUCAUUGCGCUUUGGAUUGCAUUGAGCUCAAGUGUCAUUGUCUACAACAAAUAUGUCCUUGACACCAAGACCGGGCUCGGCUUCCCCUACCCAGUCUUCCUCACUACAUUCCACAUGGCACUCAACACUGUCGGGACCCGCCUGCUAGCUAGGUAUACUCACCUUAUGGACGGCCUGCGCGACGUAGAGAUGACCUCGGAGAGGUGGUACAAGAACAUCCUGCCAAUCGGAGCUCUCUUCAGUGGAAGUCUAGUCAUGAGCAACAUGGCCUACCUGACAUUGAGCGUGUCUUUCAUUCAGAUGCUCAAGGCCUUCAUGCCCGUGGCAGUCCUCAUCAUUUCCUUUGCCUUUGGCCUGAAGCAGGUCAGCGCACCCCUCUUCGGUAUCGUCGGAGCCAUCUCCUUCGGUGUGGCUCUGGCCGCCUACGGAGAAAUCGAGUUCGCCAUGCAGGGUUUCAUCUGCCAGGUUCUCGCCAUCGGAUUCGAAUCCUCCCGUCUGGUCAUGGUGCAAGUCCUGCUGCAAGGGCUGAAGAUGGAUCCUCUGGUCUCCCUCUACUACUUUGCUCCCGUCUGCGCCGCCAUUAAUGCCUGCUUGAUCCCCUUCUCCGAGGGCUUCGCUCCCUUCUUCGACCUGGGCAAGCUCGGACCUUUCGUCCUGCUGACCAACGGAGGUGUAGCGUUCGCACUCAACAUCGCCGCCGUCUUCCUCAUCGGCGCUGCCAGCAGUCUGACAUUGACCUUGGCCGGUGUGCUCAAGGACAUUCUGCUCAUCCUUGGAAGCAUGUUCCUCCUAGGCUCCACCGUCACUGGUCUUCAGUACUUUGGAUACGCAAUCGCCCUGGCUGGUCUCGUUGCCUUCAAGACCUACAAGGGAUGA
This is a messenger RNA of Microstroma glucosiphilum, 1382 nucleotides long. Its product is annotated as TPT-domain-containing protein. The coding region runs from base 273 to 1382 and encodes 369 amino acids. Gene Ontology annotation, cellular component: endosome; trans-Golgi network; Golgi apparatus. The transcript is spliced from 2 exons. Gene Ontology annotation, molecular function: antiporter activity. The record is from RefSeq and is a predicted model, not a curated record. Lineage: Eukaryota; Fungi; Basidiomycota; Exobasidiomycetes; Microstromatales; Microstromataceae.